AGCCGGCGCCGAGGCCCGAGCCGCGGGAGCCGAGCGGAGGCAGCGCCGAGGCCGCCGUGCCCCGGGGGCUUCCCCAGUCGCCGCCAUGGGCAUCAAAUUUUUAGAAGUUAUCAAACCUUUCUGUGCAGUUCUCCCAGAAAUUCAGAAACCUGAAAGGAAAAUCCAGUUUAGAGAGAAGGUACUGUGGACUGCGAUAACGCUCUUCAUUUUCUUAGUAUGUUGUCAGAUUCCACUCUUUGGAAUCAUGUCGUCAGACUCUGCAGAUCCCUUCUACUGGAUGAGAGUCAUUCUUGCAUCCAACAGAGGAACUUUAAUGGAACUGGGUAUUUCCCCAAUUGUAACAUCUGGUUUGAUUAUGCAGUUGUUAGCUGGAGCCAAGAUCAUUGAAGUUGGCGAUACACCCAAAGAUAGAGCUUUAUUCAACGGAGCCCAGAAACUAUUUGGUAUGAUCAUUACCAUUGGGCAAGCCAUUGUGUAUGUCAUGACGGGCAUGUACGGGGACCCCGCGGAAAUGGGUGCCGGGAUCUGUCUCCUUAUCAUUAUUCAGUUGUUUGUUGCUGGUUUGAUUGUGCUGCUGUUAGAUGAGCUGCUACAGAAGGGUUACGGCUUGGGGUCUGGGAUUUCCCUCUUUAUUGCCACCAACAUCUGUGAGACCAUUGUCUGGAAGGCCUUUAGUCCCACUACCAUUAACACGGGCAGAGGUACUGAAUUUGAGGGCGCUGUCAUAGCUCUGUUUCAUUUGUUGGCCACCAGGACAGACAAAGUCCGAGCUUUACGGGAGGCUUUUUAUCGGCAGAACUUACCCAAUCUCAUGAACCUCAUUGCCACAGUUUUUGUGUUUGCUGUGGUUAUAUAUUUUCAGGGGUUCCGUGUGGACCUGCCCAUCAAGUCAGCCCGCUACCGGGGCCAGUAUAGCAGCUACCCCAUCAAGCUCUUCUACACAUCCAACAUCCCCAUCAUCCUGCAGUCGGCCCUGGUCUCCAACCUCUACGUCAUCUCCCAGAUGCUGUCGGUGCGAUUCAGUGGCAACUUCUUGGUCAACCUGCUAGGACAGUGGGCUGAUGUCAGUGGGGGAGGACCCGCCCGCUCCUACCCAGUGGGAGGCCUCUGUUACUACCUUUCUCCUCCGGAGUCCAUGGGCGCCAUAUUUGAGGAUCCCGUCCAUGUUGUGGUGUACAUCAUCUUCAUGUUGGGGUCAUGUGCAUUCUUUUCUAAGACUUGGAUAGAGGUGUCUGGCUCCUCAGCCAAAGAUGUAGCGAAGCAGCUUAAAGAACAGCAGAUGGUAAUGAGGGGCCACAGAGAUACGUCCAUGGUGCACGAGCUGAACAGGUACAUCCCCACGGCGGCCGCGUUCGGCGGCCUGUGCAUCGGCGCCCUGUCGGUGUUGGCCGACUUCCUGGGGGCCAUCGGGUCGGGCACCGGGAUCCUGCUUGCCGUCACCAUCAUCUAUCAGUAUUUCGAGAUCUUCGUGAAGGAGCAGGCCGAGGUGGGCGGGAUGGGUGCUUUGUUUUUCUGAGCGUGCGGCGAUGUGCGCGCGCGCGUGUGUGUGAGAAAGGGAAACAUUGUGGCACGCUGUUUUUGUCAAAUGACGCGGGUGGUCCCCCUCUCCCCCUCGGUUUCCUGUUUCCAAGUGCUGACUGUCCCACUUCGAGAGGGGCCCCGAGCUCCGCCUGUGCAGCAUCAGGACCAGCUGCCUUAAAACUCCAGUUUACAUCCUCCGUCCCCAGCGUCCAUCUAGUGUGGUUGCCUGUGCUGCUGGACGCCGACGUCUCUACUUGCUGUGUUCGGUCCCGACAGGGAGAUGGCGACAUGGACUGGUUUUGCGCACACAUUCACAGCACCCAAUCUCUCUCCCACUUGUUUAAAAAUAAAUGUAGUUCAAACGGC
Molecule: messenger RNA, 1887 nt
Organism: Carlito syrichta (Philippine tarsier)
Lineage: Eukaryota; Metazoa; Chordata; Mammalia; Primates; Tarsiidae
Gene: SEC61A2
Product: Sec61 translocon alpha 2 subunit
Exons: 12
Coding region: 86-1516 (476 amino acids)
Biological process (GO): SRP-dependent cotranslational protein targeting to membrane, translocation; post-translational protein targeting to membrane, translocation
Cellular component (GO): membrane; Sec61 translocon complex
Molecular function (GO): transmembrane protein transporter activity; ribosome binding; signal sequence receptor activity
Source: RefSeq, a predicted model, not a curated record